Molecule: messenger RNA, 1155 nt
Organism: Echinostoma caproni
Lineage: Eukaryota; Metazoa; Platyhelminthes; Trematoda; Plagiorchiida; Echinostomatidae
Source: the annotation of a GenBank genome assembly
AUGAAUGAUCCAGCUACGGAGACGUCCACUACCACGAACAGUACCAGUGAACAGGAUCAAUCUCGUCGCACGAAAAGCGGAUCGCGUAAGCAAACGAUGAGUGAGCACAGACCCAGAACACAACCGGAAUCACAGUAUUCAUUGUGCCCGUUUUUUUACACCGGAAGUUUGGCAGAUGCUGUCAAGUUGUGUGAAAGACCAUCCGGGAGACCGUGGCCAGUUCUUCUACUCUAUUUACAUAACGAUGAUAGUCCACACACUGGAGAUUUUGUCAACAACAUUUUAUGCUCACUCCGUGAAGAUUAUAAAUUCGACGAUACCUGCAUAUGCACGACGCAACCAAACGGCCCAAGUCGUGAUCGUUUUGGAGAUGUAGUUUCCCGAGUUGUGCCGGACAAAAAUGACUGUUUGCUCCCAGCCGACUUGGCAACAAAUUCUACGCCCGCGUCAAGCAAACAAAAUCAACGAACCUCCAUGUUUGGGCACAAAGAAGACACUCAACAGAUUUCGAAUUGGGUCAAUCCGGAUAAAGGGACGCGUGCGUCGUUUGCGGCUACACGAAGGGGAAUCAUGCCAUGUGACCAGUCGACUCAGACAAAUAAACCAGAUCGAGACCGGGACCCAGUGCCGAAUGCGAAUGAAAAUGCCCUUCAAACGAAAGAAAAGAAGUACUCACCCGGUAAAUUGGUCAUGAAGACAACUCCAAAAUCAACUCAACCCUCGAACGAACUGGAACAGAAUGAUUUGAAGUGUACAGCAUACAAUGCAAUGUUUCCCGACUGGAAUUAUGCAACCGAUUCCGAUGAGCUUAUCAACGCGGAGCCAUUGCCACUUUCAGUGAAUUAUCCGGCGUGCGGUGAGCAUGAGGACUUGGAAAAUUCAACAAAAAGGGAUGAGGAUGCAGCGGGAAAAUCCGACGUGAAUACGGCGCAUGGAACCGCUUUUAAGACAAAAUCUUUUCGUACCCUUUUACUCGAACGUAGUGCUGGUCUCAUCCCAUGGGAUUGUACCGAUCUACGCGGUCGGUCGUUUUUGGCUGCCGCAUUUCCUGGUACGCGACUGGUUCAAUGGUUGACUGAAUGGCAUAAGGUAAAUGUGUAUUACUUAGGUAGUUUCUUCAUUCAAAUUCAUCUAAUUGUCACAGAGUUGAGAUGA